Messenger RNA from Papaver somniferum (opium poppy), 1745 nucleotides. RefSeq names its product F-box protein At4g00755-like. The record is from RefSeq and is a predicted model, not a curated record. The coding region runs from base 450 to 1445 and encodes 331 amino acids. The transcript is spliced from 6 exons. Gene Ontology annotation, molecular function: protein binding. NCBI's taxonomy places the organism in Eukaryota, Viridiplantae, Streptophyta, Magnoliopsida, Ranunculales, Papaveraceae.
CUUGAAAUUGAAUCAAAUGUUAUUGUGUCCCAAGAGUAACGUUCAAUCCCAAUAAGAUCAGCAAAACUACAGGGAAGAUAGAUCUGCUCUGGUUGAUUUUUCCAAGAGUAACCAUGUGUUGGACCUUAGUCCUACAUUGGUAGACGGGGCUUAAUUGGGUAGUUUAUAAGUCAAUGGGAUCCCUCAUCUAGUCAAUGGGAUCCCUCGUAAGAGGGGUCCACUUUAAAUUCCAUUUUCUAGAAUUCUAAUGGAGUCAUUCCUACGUGUAAGUUGGUGCUUUUUCUUUGAAGCAGUUGAAAUGGGUGCUGGUGAACAUUCUAAGUGGAAGUUUAUAAUAAUAAUAAUAAUCUGGUUAUCUCUUGUUAUUGCCACAGUAAAUCUCAUAUCUCCUCUUUUGUGAAGAAAAAAGGGUUUAGUCCUCUGCAAAAGCUUGCUUCUACUGUUUUCAAAUGGAGGGUUCUUCAAUUGAUUUUAUAGAAUUGCUUAACGGUGACUUAUCAUCGAAAAUUAUCUCGAUUUUGGAUGAUCCAGCUGAUGUUGUCUGUGUUGCUUCUGUUUCGCGUACCUGGCGCGAAUUUGUGACUGCGAGUGGGUUUUUCAAGAGUCUUCGCUUAAGAUUGUUUCCAGCACUAUCGAGCACUAUUAAAGCCAUUGAAGAAAACAAUGCGAUAGAGCCAUUGGGAUUCAACACCACUGGUAGUGUUGAAGUGGAUAAAUUGAAGAAAAACCACGGAGUUUAUGCCUUCCUAGCAGCAGGUCUGGUUCCUCCAACGUAUUGCAUUGUGAAGGCUAUAAGUGCGUCUAGUACUGAUCAUUAUCUGGAAGAAAAUAUUCACAACACUUUGGAACCUAGAGAGGUAGUCAACGGGAUGCUUUCCUACUGGUCAAGUUUGGGAGAGAGUAGUUCUGAGGUGCCUGAGACAUUGACUUAUAAAUUGGUAUCCAAGUUGUGUUUCAUCACUGAUAUCAACAUCAAACCAUACCAAGAUAUUACGGAUUAUAAUUUUCCUAUAUUUUCGGCCAGCGCUGUGCGAUUCAGAAUGGGCCAUGUUAGAGAACCUCAACAAGGAAAAGACCUUUUGGGUGAUUAUGAGGGAGGUCGCAGAUCCAUUGAAGAUCACGUAGUAUGGACGUAUACCUCAGAAAAGUUUCCAAUGGUUCAGGAACAUCGUUUGCAAAAUUUCAAGUUACCAGAACCUGUUCUUGCCAUUGGUGGACUUCUGCAGAUUGAACUGUUGGGUCGAGUGGCGCUUGCAUCAGAUGACUUAUACUACUUUUGUGUGUCUAACGUUCAAGUUGUAGGACAUCCACUCACUAAUGAUUUUGUUGCUGAUUUAAUUGAUAACUCUGGGAAAUGUGUCUUGAAGUGCAACGAAAAAACGGCUGUUUGUAACAACUCUAAUAGCAGGUUUGAGCCUUUAUCAGGAGAGCAAGUAUAUCCUUAAAAGGAGAAUGUGCAUGGUGUUGACUGUUCACAAUCAUAUGAGUGUUUGAAAAAGAUGAAGGUGGUGAUUGAUUUGUUAGAGGUUACGAAGAAUAAAAUUAUAAGGUUUGUAUAAGUGUGCUGGUGAGAAAAUGUUGUUUCUCAUAAAGCUACUGAUACUGUUCAGAGGAGUAUGUUCUGGUUAAUCUUUUCCAAGACUAAUCGUCCCUACCAACAUAUUUCAUUAAGUUGGCUUUGAGGGCAUCGUGAUACAGAUUCUAAGGUCGCUGGAAAUUGAAUCAAAUGUUGCAUUCUUAUAGAA